Molecule: messenger RNA, 1371 nt
Organism: Rattus rattus (black rat)
Lineage: Eukaryota; Metazoa; Chordata; Mammalia; Rodentia; Muridae
Product: calsyntenin-2-like
Exons: 2
Coding region: 497-916 (139 amino acids)
Source: RefSeq, a predicted model, not a curated record
GCAGUGCCUCGCGGCGGCAGUUUGGAAAGCCGCAGGGGGGACGCCAGGCCCUAAGGCUCCCCUGGAGCCUCCCGCAAGGGUGCCCUCCGGAGCCGGCGCCUGGCCGAGCCGGAUCACGCGAGUGAGCGGCAUUGGGGAUGGCAGAGGAAAGUUGGGGGCCAGAGCUGCUGCGAGGCGGGGGAGCGCGCAACCCCGCGCCAAUGUCCGCGCCUCAUGAAUAUGCACGAGCCACCUCCCUCCCUCCGUGACGUCACGGGCCGUCCCGGGGUGAGCGCCGGAGCCGCUCCGGGUCCGCGCCAGUGAGUGCUGCUGUUGCCGGCGAGCGAGCGGCGCGGCGAAGGGCAGCCGAGGCGGUGGGUGAGGGCGGCGGCGGCUCCUGAAGCGCACCCGGCAGCUACAGCGAGGCGGCGCGGCGAGCACCAGCGGACACCGGCAGGCGAGGCGGGCGCGGGCGGUAGGCGGCGGCGGCAGCUCGGUGGCGGCUGAGGCGGCGAGGAUGCUGCCGGGGAGGCUGUGCUUGGUGCCGCUCCUGCUGGCGCUGGGCGUAGGGAGCGGCGGAGGCAGCGGCGACGGCGGGGACAGCCGGCGGCGCCGCCUCCUCGCGGCGAAAGUCAAUAAACACAAGCCAUGGAUCGAGACAUCAUAUCAUGGAGUCAUAACUGAGAACAAUGAUACAGUCAUCUUGGACCCUCCUCUUGUAGCCCUGGACAAAGACGCCCCAGUGCCAUUUGCAGGUAGGAUGACUGGUAUCUUAAUAUGUUCAGGCAGGACUCAUUCUGGAGGCCUGAUGCCAAACCUCCACAAAGCUGAGCUGGGACCUAAAAGCUAUUGUCACCACCCUAUGUUCAGAUGGCCUGUGAUUUUCAUGCUAUGUGUCUCUUCUCCUUGCCAGUGUGGACUCUUUAUCUCCUUAUGAUUAUUCUCCUUAACAUUGCUUCCCAGGGAAGACACAUGUUCUCUUUUGUGUGUGUUUGCUUUUGCUGUUUUGGUUUUCUUGGAGACAGAGUCUCUCUACUUAACUGGCUAUCCUGGAACUCGCUAUGUAGACCAGGCUGGUCAUGACCUCACAGAGAUCAACCUCGCUCUGCCUCUCUCUUCCAAGUACUAUGAUUGAAGACUUGUGCUUCAUGCCUGCUUUUGUUCUUCUAAGAGGUGAUAAAUCACUGAGGUGGCCCCUGGAGUUGGAUGAGUUAACCUGGUGAAAUGCCAUGGGAGAAUUUUGCUCCUGGAGAGAUGGCUCAUAGACAUGAAUAAGUGUGGAAAUCACUGCCCCCACUAGCUACAUACCACACGAGGACAUGUAUCUUGGUAGAUUGGGAAGAAACAGAAAGUAAAAAGUAUCAAAAGAGAUUGCUAAAGGUAAGAUGGCAC